Lymnaea stagnalis (great pond snail) is the source of this 1206-nucleotide messenger RNA. Lineage: Eukaryota; Metazoa; Mollusca; Gastropoda; Lymnaeidae. The record is from the annotation of a GenBank genome assembly.
AUGUUAGUUGUAGCACUUGCGUUCUGUGACCUGCUAUGCUGUUCCAUGGUAAUGCCACUGGGUGUGAUAGAGGUCUUUGAAAACGGAAAAUGGAAUUUCGGAGCCGAAGUUUGUGGGAUGCGAUCUGUCUUAAACGAUUACAUACAAUGUGCGUCAAUCUACCAUGUGACUUGCAUGGCUGUAGACAGAUACCUUGCUGUUUGCAAACCAUUUGUGCACAGGCUCUUAACCAAUAAAGCUGGAUACUUGAUGAUUGCUGUUUCCUUGAUUGUUCCAGCUUCUUUAGUGGGAAUUAACACCAUAAUUUCAUUAACAGGCGAUAGGUAUGGGAGCUUCUGGUCAAACAACGUUCAAUAUUUUGUUUGGGUCAUUGCAUUCUAUGCACCAUUUUUUGUCUCGUAUAUUCUGUAUUUGCUCAUUCUCGUUCAAGUGCGUGCGUUUCACAAACGUCAACUCAAGCUUUUCGGACGAAACCCGAAGAAAAUUUCUGAGAAACAAACGGAAUCCUUGAACAUGACAUCGUCUUUGUGGAGUCUGUCAAAAAGAGCAUUUACUACGGCAACAAAAAUUAUAAACGUCAAUUUUAACAUUAAUCAGCUAAAUUUUUAUACUACACAGGGAAAUGAUCAGCCGACACGGAAAAAUGUCAAUAACAAAGAGCUUUCAAAAGAAACGAUAAAUACAGUGGUGAACCAUUCAUCCCGCCAAAAAUAUUUGUUUGCAUCAUCAGAGGAAGAGAGGAACAUGGCGACAUGUUCCCCCGUGGUUCCAUCAAUACAGAAUAAAGAAGAAAUAUCGUGUGAUGAAGCGAAUGGAAACGAUGUUGCAGUACAAGGAAUAACAACGUCUGCUGUAACAGCGUAUAACGAUGCUGUAGUACAAGAAACAACAAUGGGUGAGGUUCCAACUAAGAACUGUGUAGAAGAUGCUAGGUUAGUGAGGUUUUCCGAUAACCAACAUGAGAAAUACGUAAACGAGAUAGAAGCACAACGGCAAACUACGUUGCCACACAUCAAACCGGUUGUUACAUCUUCCGCAAUCAAAAAUAUGAAGGCCUACCAUACCCUGGGUUGCCUGAUCAUCUGUUACACGAUCUGCUGGCUACCAGGUUGGUUGACUAUUUUCUUUGAGGACCAAUCCAGUGGACAUAUUUUUAUAUUGUUAUCUUGGUUGACUUACGUUAACACAGUUUUAAAUCCUCUUCUG